This is a messenger RNA of Cynara cardunculus var. scolymus (artichoke), 1502 nucleotides long. RefSeq names its product probable protein phosphatase 2C 58. The record is from RefSeq and is a predicted model, not a curated record. Gene Ontology annotation, biological process: protein dephosphorylation. The transcript has 12 exons. Gene Ontology annotation, molecular function: protein serine/threonine phosphatase activity; cation binding. Bases 99 to 1160 code for a protein of 353 amino acids. NCBI's taxonomy places the organism in Eukaryota, Viridiplantae, Streptophyta, Magnoliopsida, Asterales, Asteraceae.
UCUCUUUCCCCUGUUUAACCCCCAAACACUCCGGGGUGCCCCCACCGGAAUCGCGAAAACUGUACGGACAAAUCCAAAUCUCUGAUCGAUUGAUAGAUAUGGGAAUUUAUCUAAGUUCACCUAAAACCGAUAAGACCUCUGAGGAUGGUGAGAAUGAGAAACUAAGAUAUGGAGUGUCAUCAAUGCAAGGGUGGCGCACAUCAAUGGAGGACGCUCAUGCUGCUUUACUUGAUUUGGACAACUCCACAUCUUUCUUUGGUGUUUACGAUGGCCAUGGAGGUCAGGCAGUCUCUAAGUUCUGUGCCAAGUAUCUUCACCACCAAGUGCUCAAGCAGGAAGAUUAUUCUGCUGGUGAUAUUGGAAAUGCUGCCCAGAAAUCUUUUCUCAGAAUGGAUGAGAUGAUGUGUGGACAACGUGGCUGGAGAGAGUUAGCUAUACUGGGAAAUAAAAUGGAUCAAUUCAGCGGCAUGAUAGAAGGACUAAUUUGGUCACCCAGGGGUAGCGAUUUAAAAGGUCUAAAUGAUAAUUGGUCUACUGAGGAGGGCCCACAUUCUAAUUACGAUGGGCCAACAUGUGGUAGCACAGCUUGUGUCGCGAUCAUCCGCAAUAACCAACUUGUUGUAGCAAAUGCUGGUGAUUCUCGUUGUGUGAUAUCUCGGAAGGGUCAGGCAUAUAAUUUGUCAAAAGACCAUAAACCUGAUCUUGAGGCUGAGAGAGAAAGGAUAUAUAAGGCGGGAGGUUAUAUUCAUUAUGGCCGAGUUAACGGGAGUCUAAACUUGGCUCGGGCUAUUGGUGACAUGGAGCUGAAAAGAGAUAAAACACUACCCCCUGAAAAGCAAAUUCUAACCGCAAAUCCCGAUAUAAACACAGUUGAGCUUUGCGAGGAUGACGAUUUUCUCGUUCUUGCUUGCGAUGGAAUAUGGGAUUGCAUGUCGAGCCAACAAUUGGUAGACUUUGUUCGGGAACAACUGAAAACUGAAAGCAAGCUCUCGGCGGUCUGUGAGAAGGUAUUUGACCGUUGUUUGGCACCCACCUCUGGUGGCGAAGGGUGCGACAAUAUGACCAUGAUCUUGGUCCAGUUCAAGAAACCCGAAUCACAUCCUUCCACUUCACAUCCAUCGGAUUCAUCCAACGACCAAGAAGUACCCGGAUCAAACUAAUCCCUUUUCAUCUCAAUGAAUCACGAUCAUAUUGCCGAAUGCUGUUUAAGUGUGGAUUUCGACCAUUCUGGUGCAGCUCUGAAUUGUACGUUAUGCUUUGGAAGUGGUAACUUGAAUUUGGUCGUUUUCAGGAUCGAAAAUGGCGAUAACCCGAAUGCGGGUUGUGUCGAAUUUGUUACUGAAUCAUACUUGAUUAUAUUUACUUUCAUAGGAACCAUAGUUGUCUGUAUACAAAAUGGUGUUUUGAUCCUUUUAAUUGGUACCUAAUGCAUCAUCACUUGUAUAAUACACAAUAUGCAAUCAUUCCUAACCUUAAUCUUAAGCUUCUGUUUUUCGUUUAUC